Messenger RNA from Pterocles gutturalis (yellow-throated sandgrouse), 1219 nucleotides. Its product is annotated as SWI/SNF-related matrix-associated actin-dependent regulator of chromatin subfamily D member 3. NCBI's taxonomy places the organism in Eukaryota, Metazoa, Chordata, Aves, Pterocliformes, Pteroclidae. The record is from RefSeq and is a predicted model, not a curated record. Gene Ontology annotation, cellular component: SWI/SNF complex; nucleus. The transcript is spliced from 7 exons. The annotation marks the transcript as partial. Gene Ontology annotation, biological process: regulation of transcription by RNA polymerase II.
UGGCACAGAACUCCCACAACCCAGGAAACGGAUGGCUUCCAGGUGAAAAGACCCGGUGAUGUCAGCGUGCGGUGCACGUUGCUCCUCAUGUUGGACUACCAGCCUCCACAGUUUAAGCUGGACCCGCGGUUAGCCCGUUUGCUGGGGAUCCACACACAGACCCGAUCGGCCAUCAUCCAGGCUCUCUGGCAGUACAUCAAAACAAACAAGCUGCAAGACUCCCAUGAUAAGGAAUACAUUAACUGCGACAAGUACUUCCAACAGAUCUUUGACUGCCCACGGCUAAAGUUUUCUGAAAUUCCUCAGAGACUCACUAACCUGCUGCUGCCACCAGACCCUAUAGUGAUAAACCACAUCAUCAGUGUUGAUCCCAACGAUCAGAAGAAGACGGCUUGUUAUGACAUAGAUGUAGAAGUUGAAGACCCAUUAAAGGGACAGAUGAGUAGUUUUCUUCUCUCAACAGCUAACCAACAGGAGAUUACAGCAUUGGACAACAAGAUUCACGAGACAAUCGAGUCCAUAAAUCAGUUAAAAAUACAACGUGAUUUCAUGCUGAGUUUCUCCAAAGAUCCCAAAGGAUACAUCCAAGACCUUCUCCGGUCCCAAAGUAGGGAUCUUAAGGUGAUGACUGAUGUAGUUGGAAACCCAGAGGAAGAACGCAGAGCUGAAUUUUAUCACGAGCCAUGGUCUCAAGAGGCUGUGAGCAGAUAUUUCUACUGCAAGAUCCAGCAGCGCCGGCAGGAACUGGAACAAUCUCUAGGAGUGCGCAACACAUAAGUACUGCUCAGAAGAUCCCAUUGGCAUCAUGACCACCAACCAGUGGACUUUUCAGUGUUACUUAGCUCACUGUUACACAUGGACCUGCUUCCUGACAGGAUGAGAAUGUGCCGUCAACGCACCAGUCAGAACACCAGCUUUAGAGUGACCCUUGAAAAUCUUGCCCAUGGGGGGUGUCUCAAGCCAUUCCAGGCCAGAGACAGCGCCGUGCAAAUGUCAGUGUUAAAGAAGAUUAAAGGUCAUUCAUCAAAGCACAUCACUAAGUUUUAGUGGAAAGUUCAGACACCAUACAGCAAAUCCUGAUGGGCUAUGCGUAGAAUCUUGGGUGGCAUUGAUGGGGAAGGUUGGGAUGGGUGUUACAGGAGACUACAGAUUUAGAGAAAUAAACACAGUUCUCAUCCUAUGUUACCUAAGAGUCUCAAAUAGUAACUUCUCUGGAAUU